Messenger RNA from Mizuhopecten yessoensis (Yesso scallop), 3072 nucleotides. RefSeq lists its product as uncharacterized. The coding region runs from base 119 to 2068 and encodes 649 amino acids. The record is from RefSeq and is a predicted model, not a curated record. NCBI's taxonomy places the organism in Eukaryota, Metazoa, Mollusca, Bivalvia, Pectinida, Pectinidae. The transcript has 22 exons. Gene Ontology annotation, molecular function: RNA binding; protein binding; metal ion binding.
CAUGCUUGCAAGAAAAAUGGCGGCUAGUUGAUAGACAAGUGUCCACGAAAUCGUCGAUCAGAAAAAGACCGAAUACUUCAUGAUUUCCAAUAAUAUACAAUAGUGACUCUAAUCCGUAAUGGCUUUAUCAAGAGAAGAAGCGUACGAUAUAUUAGAAUUACCCGUUGGUGCUGAUCAAGACUCAGUUAGAACCAGUUAUAAGAGAUUGGCUUUAAAAUGGCAUCCAGAUAAACACAGUGGGAGCAGUUCAACCGAGGCUGUAAAAAAUUUCAAAAGUAUAAGUAAAGCAUACAAGAGAUUAUUAGGCGAGGAUGAGGACCACAUGCCCACCUCCAUGGAUCAGAUGCUGGCUCUGUUUAAAGAAGUUUUUUUCCCAAGAUCUGUCGGUAAUUCCUAUAAUAAUGGGUCUGGAUACGACACCUCAGACAGUGAAGAUGAUGAAGACUUUGAUGAUGAUAUACAGUAUUCAAACUUAUUCCCAGAUAAAUUUAAGUUGAAACAAGAAAUGAAAAAAGCCAAAACAGCAUCUGAGUUCAGUAACAAGCAUCUAACAGCAGAGGAAAUAAAUAAAAAUGCAGAAGAAUUAAUUACUGAAGAGGAGAAAGAAAAGAAAAAAGCAGAAAAAAGAAAAGCAAAGAAAAAGAGAAGAAGGGAGCGGAAACGUCAGGAAAAGGGAGAUAACCAUGUAAUAGAGGAGGACAAAAAAAUUAAACCAAAGUCAAAAGAAUCAGAAAAUUCUGAAAAGAGUAAAGGAAAAAAAAUUACAAGGGAUUCAGAUUCUUCGUCAGAUGAAGCUGGUUUUGAUCCUCAUUCAGCUUUUUUUACCAAAGUCGUCAAUAAGAAAAAGAAAUCUGGGGCACCACAAAGUUCUGAACACUCGUCAAAGAAAGACAAGAAAGGAGGAAGUGAAGAUGAUGCGGAGGACCUAGAUCCUGUAGUAUUACGCAGUCGACAGUUAGCAAUUAAAGGAAAUGAGAUGGCACAGCUAGGCCAUUACAAUGCAGCUAUAGAACUCUUCUCCGAGGCCAUCAAAUUAGACCCCAACGAUUUUAGAUUUUUUGGAAACCGAUCUUACUGUUAUGACAGAGAACAGCAAUAUGAUAGAGCAUUAAAGGAUGCUGAAAAAGCAAUACACCUAUCCAAAGAGUGGCCAAAAGGUUAUUUUAGGAAAGGACGGGCGUUAGCUGGCCUAAGGAUGUUUUCCGAGGCAGAAGAUGCUUUUACACAGGUUUUAAAAUUAGACAAAAAUUGUGAAGAUGCGGUGACGGAACUGCUGAGGGUGCGGACCCAUCAAAUUACUGACAUGGGGUUUUCACGACAGCAAGCAGAGGCCGCCAUCAAACUGCAUGGAACAGUACAGUCGGCAUUAGAUUCUCUACUAGCUGGAGUUGCGGAAAACGUUUUAGGAGGAGAAGUUUAUGUAUCAGAUGACGAUGAAGGUUUUACAAUAACAAACAAUAGAACAUCACAACCAAAAAAAUCAGACGCCAAGAUGGAUCACCACAAUCCAGAUGGACUGACGGCCCUGUGGGUUGGAAAUGUCCUUCCUGACAAAGUUGAUGACAAAAGACUUUUUAGAAUAUUUUCAAAGUAUGGAGCUGUGACUAGUGUACGGUGUCUUCCAGAAAAAUAUUGUGCUUUUAUAAAUUAUAAAACAAAGGAAGCAGCUGGCAAAGCCAUGCAACAUUUACAGGGUGCAGAAUGCGGAGGUCAGAAACUCCUUAUCAAGUUUCCCGACAAUCCUAUUGUUAAUGGGAGUGGCCACAUCACACUUAGAAAGCCCCACCAGAAGUCGUCUGGACCUGCCACCAUCACAAUAGGGUCGUCCACACCUUUGUCGUCUUCAUCCAAUAAAACACAAGCCGCCGCCGCCGCUGCUGCUACUGCUGCUGCUGCUGUUGCUGCUGCUGCCAAAGCUGCAGAUAAUUUACCAAAGCAGUCGGGCCCAGUGAAUGGCGAUGAGUGUUAUUUCUGGCGUACAACGGGUUGUGUUUACGGGGAUAAGUGUCGGAAUAAACAUGUAGCAGAUCAUCGUGGCCUGGACAAGAAACCAUGGCAAAAAUCCUAAUGUGAACCUUCAAUAGAUGUGUUAACCGUCAUGCAGACUUUUCUGUCAAAACUCUUACCAUAGACAUUUGUGUGUGUGUAUGUGUGGAAGGAUGUGUUUGUGAUAUGAGUAGGUGGGGGUGGGGGUAUUCUGGCAUAGAAUGAUCACAGUGUACUUCUCUCAUUCUGCAGUAUAAGCCAUGUCAUACUGCAUGAUCAGCCCAACAUAGGAACCUCUCCACACAUCCCAAUAACACACAUUCCUUGUAGACAGAUUUACUGUAACAUGAGCAGUGGUGUUAUAUCCAGAUUUAACUUAAAAGUUAAAACUACUACUUGCUUAAUGUUUUUUUCUGGAGAUGAAACGAUGUAUUCCGGCUCUGCUGGUCAGGGCCAAAUUAUGUUGACCCAAUCCAAAAUAAGAAACAUCUUACUCAGAUUCCAUACAUUUUAUUUUCUCUUCAUUCAAGAUUCAAAUUCACUAUAAUUGAAAGCUAUAUGAAAAUACAACAAAAUGAAGUUUGAAAGUAGUAAAGCAUUUAAGUAAAAAUACAGUGUACUGAAAAAUUGAGAAAGGUGCUUUCAAGUGUCAUUUGUUGUUUCCCAUCAAGUUGUACACCGAUGGUGUUACACCCUACACUUGUUGUUUCCCAUCAAGUUGUGCACCGAUGGUGUUACACCCUUCAUUUGUUGUUUCCCAUCAAGUUGUACACCGAUGGGGUUACACCCUACAUUUGUUGUUGCCCAUCAAGUUGUACACCGAUGGUGUUACCCCCUUCAUUUGUUGUUUCCCAUCAAGGUGUACACCGAUGGUGUUACACCCUACCUUUGUUGUUUCCCAUCAAGUUGAACACCGAUGGUGUUACACCCUCCAUUUGUUGUUUCCCAUCAAGUUGUACACCGAUGGUGUUACACCCUACAUUUGUCAUAUUGUUAGGCUUGCCAACUGUCACAUGGAUUACUUUCAUUUUAUUUCCUGUAUGAGAUAUGCAAUAAUUUUCAUUAUGUUCACCUCAGAAGAUNACA